This is a messenger RNA of Chenopodium quinoa (quinoa), 1137 nucleotides long. RefSeq lists its product as uncharacterized. The coding region runs from base 1 to 1137 and encodes 378 amino acids. The record is from RefSeq and is a predicted model, not a curated record. The transcript has a single exon. Gene Ontology annotation, molecular function: nucleic acid binding; zinc ion binding. Lineage: Eukaryota; Viridiplantae; Streptophyta; Magnoliopsida; Caryophyllales; Amaranthaceae.
AUGGCUGAUGAGUUGGCUCAGCGAUACUCAGCUUUAAGGCUGGAGGAGGAUGAAGGGGAUUUGAUUGACCUGUGUAGUAUUGAAGGAAAAGGUUCGAAAGACAAUAUUGAUUUACUGUUAAUUGGGCGUCUCUGUACCAAUCGUCCGUAUAAUGUUGAGGCUUUUAAGCGAACGAUGCUGAAGGUAUGGAACCUAUCGAACAAUCUUGUGAUUAGGGUGCUUAACCCUAAUUUAUUUGCUUUUCAGUUUUUUCAUUGGAGAGACAAGGAAAAAAUAUUAAGGGGAAGACCAUGGUGUUGGGAGAAUCAUCUGUUAAUUUUGGCAGAGAUUGUGGGGGAUGAACAACCCGAUCGUGUGAAACUUAAUCUUUCGCCUUUUUGGGUUAGAGUGAUGAAUCUGCCGUUUAAUUGUCGUUCGAAUGCUGUUGUGAAAGUAAUUGUCUCGAAUUUGGGGAGCUUAUUGGAAAUUGAGGUUGAUGCUUUUGGUUUGGAACGUUAUAGAAGGGUAAGGGUGAUGAUAGAUGUUGAGAAACCCUUGAGACGUUACCAGUGGAUGAAGGAUAAAACUGGGAAGGAGGUGAGGGUCGAUUUUAAAUACGAAAGACUGCCAUACCUGUGUUUUUCUUGUGGAAUUAUCGGUCACUCCGAGAAAGAUUGUGUUAAUGUGCCUGAUGAAGAGAAGUUGCAAAAGUUGGGAUGGGGUCUAUUCUUACGUGCGUCCCCAAGGAAAGGUAUAUCGAAGAAGGUAGAGGAGGAAACCAUAAUUUUAGCUAGUAAAAAGCAAUUGUUCAUUACUAAGGAUAAUGAUCCUUCUCUUAAGGGUGAUAUAGCAGGUGAGGAGGACUUGGGAAGGAAGGUUGUUAAGCGGCCUGGUGAGGAGGGGGAGGAUCGUGAAAAAGGAAAGAUUGAUGAGAAUGUGCAGGGUAACCAGCUAUGCUCGAUCACACGUAUGAACACAACUACUAUGAAGGCUCCUAUUAAAGAGACUGGAAUCGAAGGGCAACAUAAUAGUCUGGAUGAUUUGCCUUACAAGUCUUUUGCGAUGGGUCUGACUAGCCCAAAGAAAAAAGGAAGGAAGGUUGUUAAAGUUGGAAGAUCACAGGGGAAGGGGACUGCAGAUAUGGAGACUAAUGAGUGA